AAUUUGGCACUUUCUGUGACCAGCACUCGAACACCCUACAACGGGCAGAAUACCAUAGCACUAGCAGCCGGUGCGAAGGCCGCUGCAGAGAUUGAAAGAGCAGCAGAACUUGGGGGACGGGAACAUUGUAACGAGCGUGCGACGAGGCCUAGACGGGGCAGAAGUAGACGCUGUGCGGGUACGACGGACGAACUUUUUCGGCCGUCGAAUGGCCCGCUCACGAGAACGUAGCAGGGGCGACUAUACCUACAACCGGCGCGACGACCGCGAUCGCUAUCGUGACCGCGAGCGAGAGCACUAUCGCGAUGACCGUGAGCGCGAUCGAGCUCGUGAUCGCGACCGUGAGCGCGACCGUGAUCGAGACCGUGACCGUGAGCGCGACCGCGACCGGAACCGGGACUGGGACAGAAGAGGGCGAGAUCGAGGCUAUGAUCGAGGCUACGAUCGAGGACGAGUGCGCGAUGGAAAUAUCCGUCGAGGACAGAUGACAGAGCGUGAUCGCUCGCGGGAUUUCCCUCAUUAUGACAGGCGACAGCCAUCCUCGGUGAGAGAUCAGAGCCAUGCUGGGCGUCGUCGUCCAUACGAAGACGACGAUAGGCACGGUAACGACGACAGGCAUCCUAAGCGCAUCCGAACAGCUUCUCCCCGACGCAGCGAGUCUUCCUCGCGACCUGGAACCGCCAAUGAUGAGGCCACGAAGAAUGCACUUCCUGCUGAUGAUGCAAUGAAGAAGGCACAGGCCGAGAAGUUGGCCAAAGUCGAAGCCUGGAAAGCAAAGAAGAGCAAGCAGCCCGCAGCUGAACAAGGUGUUGCGGCGGCGACCAACACUGCUAUGCCGCCGCCUCUGGCCCAACAGACCCUCCCGACGGCCUCAAAUCCUCGCACCAGAUUCGAUACUACGGCGAUGAAAAAGCAGACAGACGACAGGGUACGACGUGGAGGCCCAGCUCUGGCAAUUGAUGCUGCCGUACCAAUCGCUGCGAAAGGCAUCAGUCUGCCGACUACAGGCUCUGGCAUCGUUGACGCCAAGAUCACUGGCUUCGGCUUGAACAAAGCAGCGAACGACAAGCAAAGUGAUAAGCCGGUAGCAAUGAAGGCUGGAAACGCACUUGGCGAGGAAGAGAGCGAACAACGGAUAUUUAAGAAGCUUCCUGACCUCGCUCUCGAAGCCUCAACGAUGACUGGCACCAGCGCUGAAGAUCAUGGAGAUGAUGAUCAUGACGACCUGCGCAGUGAUGAAGAGGAGGUUGAAGCGGCCCGCGAGGCGGCUCAAAAGCGUGCCGAAGAAGCACAGGCAGAACAACACGAUGCCACAAUGGCGGACGCGGAUUCCUCUGGUGAUGCUGCUCCACUUUCCCUGGAGGCUUUGAAUGCGAUGGCCGUAGACGAAGACGUUGACCCGCUUGAUGCUUUCAUGAACACCCUGGAAGACCAGCCUCGAUCGCGCGGUCAUGCCCUGCCAAACAAGCGAGAGCCACAGCUUUUCGAUGAAGACGACGGACCUGGUCUCGUGGCCGUUGGCGACGAUCCCGAAGAUCUUCUGAGAGGCGGUGGCAAACGCAACAAGAAGGAGAUCCUGCCCGUCGAUCAUAGCAAGGUUGAGUACGAGGACUUUGCAAAGAACUUCUACCGGGAAUCUGUCGAAGUCGCUGAAAUGACAGAGAAAGAAGUGGCGACGCUCAGGGCCGAGUUGGACAACAUCACCGUUCGAGGCUUGGACCAGCCUAGACCCAUCACCAAGUGGUCGCAAUGUGGCUUCGGCGCUCAGAUUCUGGACGUCAUCAAGGCCAACAAAUUCGAAGCACCCACGUCCAUUCAAUCUCAAGCACUGCCGGCCAUCAUGUCGGGCCGUGAUACCAUAGGCAUUGCGAAGACCGGAUCUGGAAAGACAUUGGCCUUCACCUUACCAAUGUUCCGGCAUAUCAAAGAUCAACGUCCAGUGGCAAACUUGGAAGGACCUAUUGGUCUGAUCAUGGCUCCCACUAGAGAACUGGCUGUACAAAUUCACCGUGAGUGUAAGCCUUACUUGAAAGCACUUAAUCUGCGCGGCGUUUGUGCCUAUGGUGGUGCGCCUAUCAAAGAUCAGAUCGCGGAGCUGAAGCGUGGUGCCGAGGUCGUCGUCUGCACACCUGGACGCCUCAUCGAUCUUCUCGCCGCAAAUCAAGGACGUGUGACGAACUUGCGACGUGUGACAUAUGUGGUGCUCGACGAGGCCGAUCGCAUGUUUGACAUGGGAUUCGAACCACAGAUUCAACGAGUUCUGGGCAAUGUACGACCAGAUCGUCAAACCGUACUCUUCUCGGCAACGUUUCCGAAGAAGAUGGAAUCCCUUGCACGCAAGGCACUGAACAAGCCCAUCGAAAUCCUGGUCGGUGGUCGCAGUGUGGUCGCAGCAGAAAUCACCCAGAUCGUCGAAGUCAGAUCGGAAGACACCAAGUUCCGCCGUGUGCUUGAGCUUCUUGGCAAUUUGCACGAAGGUGACGAAGAUGCUCGAUCUCUGAUAUUCGUGGAAAGGCAAGAGACUUCCGACCACCUUUUCAAAGAACUGAACAAGAAGGGCUAUUCGAGCGUGUCUGUGCAUGGAGGUCGAGAGCAAAUUGACCGCGACGCAGCGAUCUUGGACUUCAAGGCGGGUGCCGUCCCCAUCAUGGUUGCGACAUCCGUGGCCGCCAGAGGCCUUGAUGUCAAGCAACUGAAACUGGUCAUCAACUACGACUCACCGAAUCAUGGCGAAGAUUACGUUCACCGUGCUGGUCGGACCGGUCGUGCUGGCAAUACUGGCACUGCCGUCACCUUUGUAACACCCGAGCAGGAGCACUUUGCUCCCUUCCUGGUCCGUUGUCUCGAAGACAGCAAGCAAGAUGUGCCCGAGACGCUCAAAGAGAUGGCGGCUUCGCACAAAAGGAAGGUCGAAGCCGGUCAGGCCAGCAAGGUCGGCUCUGGCUUCGGCGGACAUGGCAUUGAGAGGCUUGACGCCGCUCGUGCGGCCGAGCGAGCGAGGGAGAAGAACAUGUACAAGACUGGCGACGAUGCGGAAGAAGAGGAUGAUGGCAAGAAGGAGAAGGACAAGAAGGGAAGCGAGGUGGAGAGGCUUGUUGCCCAGGCUGCAGGCAAGGUCACCGAACGUUCUACGCAAGCUGAAAAGUCUGCAGAGAAGGUGCAGGCUCAAGCUGAGAGAAUCCGCAGCGAUCUGGCAGCACAUUUGAGCAAUGCGCUCAAGGUGCAAAAGACGGAGAUACCUGCUGCAAAACCUCUCGCGCCCAACGACCCGGUUGCCAGAGCUUCUGCAGCUGCAGCGGCCAUCAGUGGUCGUCUCGAAAACAACCGGCCGAGUCGCGCGGGUGCGCCUCUCGACAAUCGUGGCCCCGACGCUGGCGCAUUUCACUCUACCCUGGAGAUCAACGAUUUCCCGCAGAAGGCGCGCUGGGCCGUCACCAACCGCACGAACGUCGCCAAGAUCCUCGAUGCCACGGGCACUUCCAUCACGUCCAAGGGCACAUACUACCCCGCGGACAAAGAGGUUGGCCCCAACGAACCCCCAAAGCUGUACAUCCUGGUGGAAGGCGACACAGAGAUCGCGGUGCAAUCUGCGAUGCGCGAGCUGUCUCGCCACUUGAUGGAGGGUACUGUGCAAGCUCAGGAGGCUGAGGCUCGCGGUGGCACUGUCGGUGGACGCUACAAGGUUGUGUGAUUUUGGCCAUUCGCGCGCAAAUGGCCAUGCUCCUGGCAUGAUGUACCUAAGCGAGACCCUGUAUGUUGGGAGACACCUUGAGAACGUGACCGGCGCCCGGCACGUGAGGAUGAUUACGUAAGGGAUGCGGGUGUAAUACCUGGUACCUUACCUGUAUAUUAGUGCCCACUUCCCUAGUCUACGUAGCAUCCUCUGUCUCUUGACCUCUAAACACUGCAC
Sphaerulina musiva SO2202 is the source of this 3910-nucleotide messenger RNA. Its product is annotated as P-loop containing nucleoside triphosphate hydrolase protein. The coding region runs from base 209 to 3691 and encodes 1160 amino acids. Gene Ontology annotation, molecular function: ATP binding; RNA helicase activity; RNA binding. The record is from RefSeq and is a predicted model, not a curated record. Lineage: Eukaryota; Fungi; Ascomycota; Dothideomycetes; Mycosphaerellales; Mycosphaerellaceae. The transcript has 3 exons.